Molecule: messenger RNA, 627 nt
Organism: Caenorhabditis briggsae
Lineage: Eukaryota; Metazoa; Nematoda; Chromadorea; Rhabditida; Rhabditidae
Gene: Cbr-gst-1
Product: Protein CBR-GST-1
Exons: 3
Coding region: 1-627 (208 amino acids)
Biological process (GO): glutathione metabolic process
Cellular component (GO): cytosol
Molecular function (GO): glutathione transferase activity
Source: RefSeq, a predicted model, not a curated record
AUGGCCUUGAAACUGUCCUACUUUGACAUUCGCGGUCUUGCCGAGCCAGUCCGUCUUCUUCUUGUUGACAAACAAGUCGCCUUCGAGGACCAUCGCAUCGCUCGUGACCAGUGGGCCGAGAUUAAGCCAAAGAUGAUCUUCGGACAAGUUCCAUGCCUUCUGUCGGGCGAUGAGGAGCUCGUUCAAUCCGGUGCUAUUCUUCGUCAUCUCGGACGUGUCCAUGGUCUUAACGGAAACAAUGAGACCGAGACAACAUUCAUCGACAUGUUCUACGAGGGAAUUCGCGAUUUGCACAACAAGUACGCUCAGAUGAUCUACGGAAACUACGAGAAUGGCAAGGACGCCUACAUCAAGGACACCCUUCCAGGAGAGCUCGCCCGUCUUGAGAAGCUCUUCAGAACCUACAAGAACGGAGAGCACUACGUGGCAGGAGACAAGGAAAGCUACGCGGACUACGUGUUGUUCGAGGAGCUUGACAUUCAUCUCAUCCUCUCGCCAACCGCUUUGGAUGCAACUCCAGUGCUCAAAAAGUUCCAUGAGAGAUUCGCCGAGCGUCCGAACAUCAAGGCCUAUCUCAACAAGAGAGCCGCUAUCAAUCCACCAGUCAACGGAAAUGGAAAACAAUAA